CACGUGACACGCAGUAAUGGCUACUCCCUUGUAACAUGUGCUGUUGUCGUCAAAUGCGAUAACGUUUUAAUAUCCCAGGGGAAAAAACAACGCAGUCAGGAGGCGACAGUUGUUAAUUCGUGGUGGUUUAAUCUUCUAUGUUUUACGAAAAAGCAGACUGAGCCACUUUUGUGUGAGUAGACACGUUGCUGCUUGUCUUGCUACGUUGCUUGAUUUCGAGCCUCGUUGUCUGUCUUGUUUCUGGUGCCUAUCAUUUUAAGAAAAUGAACACAUCGAAGACGAAAAAGAAGCGAAUGAGCUUCGCUCCUUGGAAACGAAACAAGCGGAGCAUUCAAGUAAAGGGCCAAUGGAAGGCAGUCGACUUGGAUCCCGAACUCUUCUCCGAGGAGGGUCUGGUUUGUUUUGAGAAACUGACGAAUUACUGCCUAGUGGACUCCGACAAGCCUGCAGCUAAUGCAGAGAACGAAGUUAAAGGAAGAAAGAAAAAAGGAAAGAAAAGAAAGUUAAGAGAAGAUGAGGUGGUCGAAAAGGGAGACGUGGAUAGCAAACAGUCAGAAAAGAUUUCCGAACCUCCCAAGAAAAAGAAAAAGAAAAAAAGAGACAUUUCAGAUAAUGACUCGGCCCAAGAUGAGACUGCGGAGGUGAUGCAGAAAGAAGCAGAUGAGAAAGAGGAAAUGAAAACCGAUCAAGAGGACACAUCCAAAGCUGCACCACCCACUGCUAGCUUAGAUCAACCAAAACUUAAGAAAAAGACUAAAAUUAAAAAGAAAAAGAAGCAGCAAAAAGAAAAGAACAAAGAGGAUCAAACCAACGCAACUCAAGAUAAAGAGAUAAGGCCAAAAAAACAAUUGAAAAACUGGACUAAUGCUACCCUUUCUGGUUCUGAAGUAAAAAAUGCAGACAUGUGUGCAUGGAAAGACCUGUUUGUCCCACCUGGUGUGCUGAAGGCCCUCAGCAGCCUUGGCUUCACAUCACCAACACCAAUUCAAGCCUUAGUGCUUCCUCCAGCCAUCAGAGAUCGUAUGGAUAUAUUGGGAGCGGCUGAGACGGGAAGUGGUAAAACAUUAGCUUUUGGUAUUCCCAUGAUCCAUAACAUCCUGGAGUGGAAGGAAACUGCUGAAAAGCCCGGGGCUGACAAUGUUGAUCCAGACAUGUUGCAUGGAAGCUUGACAGAGUCCCUAGAAGCUGAUAUGGGCAGUCCUGAGGAGCAGGACGAGGAAGAAGGAAGUAUCACUGGGCAUGCUGACAAAGGUGAAUCUGGGGAUGAGGAUGACCACGACACUGAACAUCAAGAUCAGGAUGGGAGGCUUGGGUGCGUGCAGGUCAUCGAUGAUGUCAAGUUUGAUGCCGACAUCACUGCGGGAGAGGAGAACCGCGCUGUCGGUGGUGCUCGGCCUCUGCUCGGACUGGUCCUCACCCCCACCAGGGAGUUGGCAGUCCAGGUCAAACACCACAUAGAUGCUGUAGCGAAGUUCACUGACAUCACGACAGCCGUAGUGGUGGGUGGGAUGGCGCAACAGAAGCAGAGAAGGAUAUUGAAUCAGAGGCCAGAAAUCCUCAUCGCCACUCCAGGACGUCUGUGGGACUUGAUCAAGGAGAGACAUCCACAUCUUCUCAACCUUAGACAGCUCAAGACCCUGGUGAUCGACGAAGCUGACCGCAUGGUCGAACGAGGCCACUUUGCGGAGCUGGAGUCUGUGCUGGAGAUGCUCAACACCACUCAGUUCAAUCCCAAGAGGCAAAAAUUUGUCUUCUCUGCCACGCUGACCAUGGCUCACAGCUUGCCCAUGCGAUUGCUGCAGAAGAAGAAGAAGGUGCAGCAGACCGACAAGGUGGCGCUCCUCAUGGAGAAAGUGGGGAUCAAGUCCAAGCCCAAAGUGAUCGACCUGACCAGGAAGCAGGCGACGGUGGCGACCUUGACCGAGACGCAGAUUCACUGUCAGAAAGAGGACAAGGACUUCUUCCUCUACUACUUCCUAUUGCAGUAUCCCGGACGCACCAUGGUGUUCGCCAACAGCAUCGAGUGCAUCAAGCGGCUCAGCUUGCUGCUGGUCAUCCUGGACUGUACGCCGCUGCCGCUGCACGCCAACAUGCACCAGAAGCAGCGUCUGAAAAACCUGGAGAGGUUUGCUGAGAGGGAGAGUUGUGUGUUGCUGACAACUGAUGUGGCAGCAAGAGGGCUGGAUAUCCCCAAUGUGCAGCAUGUCAUUCACUACCAGGUUCCCCGCACAUCUGAGACAUACAUCCAUCGCAGCGGCAGGACGGCUAGAGCUACAAAUGAGGGUCUCAGUUUGCUGCUCAUCAGCCCCGACGACAUGUUGAACUUCAAAAAGAUUUACAGGAACCUGGGAAAAGAUGAGGAGCUUCCUGUGUUUCCCGUAGAGAGCCACUACAUGGAGGCAAUCAAGGAGCGUGUAAACUUGGCCAGGAAGAUUGAAAAGGUUGAGUUCUUCAACAGCAGACAAAAACAUCACAACUCCUGGUUCAGGCAAGCAGCAGAGGCUAUGGACAUCGAGCUAGACCAAAACCUCUUGAUAGGCAAAGGGAGGGAUGAGGAUGAUGAUCGGGAGCAACAGAAGAUGGUGAAAGGGAUGAAGACACAAUUGAAGCAUCUCAUGUCCCAGCCCGUGUACAAGAGUAUGACAAAGACCAAGUACCCCACUCAGAUGGGACGUCUGUGCCUGGCUCACCUGCCUGUCGUGGGGAAGCAAAGCGCUGUCAUGAGUGUGUCGGCUCAGCAGAAGAAAAAGGAAACUGGUCCACCACAGCACAAAAAGGGAAGCAGAAAAAAAUACAGGCGGUAAACUAGUUUACAGGAAUUAGAAUUUAAAAUCUGUAAUUUUCAGAUGUCAAAAUUCGACAAAUCUUUGAGAGCAAUCACAUACACUGCAGUUUUGUCUCAAUAACUAUUUUAAUGACACAUAUUCUGUAAUUACAUGAGAUGGAAGGCAGAAGAAAUUAAUUGACAAAUACCAGUAAAACAUCAGGAUUUGUCAUAGAAAUAUGUAGUAUGGCCCCAUGGUGAUAUUAAGAAGUAUAAUGAUGUCAUCCCAAGGUUGAUUGGGCAAUUUAAUAUCGCUUCAUGAUUUUCUGGCAAUGCCGGUACAUCAUUGCUUAUUUUUCAUGAUCAUUUUUGUGAAAAUGUCCCAAUUUUGCAGACCCAAUUAGUGUUAAGGGUGUGAAAAAUAAUGCAAAGCCCCACAUGUUGUCCUUUGAUCAAGUUAAGUCACUGAUAUUGACAGCGCUAUUCAAAACAUUUGACUGUGUACAAUGUACAGAAUUGACCAUGUCCUAAAACUCUAUCAGAAUUUUACUCAAUCCCAGGCCACGUCUGUUACUGGGGGAAGCAGUCAGGGUGGGGGUUGGGGGCCCAGAAUGCUAAAGUGUGAUAUGUGGUGGAGGAGGUGCAUGGAGGGCUCGGCCCCAUCAGGGAUAAUGUGGUGCACCAACUGCUCAUCUUCGCCGUCCAUUGAGACGAUGUGGAUGCAGAUGUCCAGUGCCUGAGUUAGAGCCAGGAUGUCCACAUGGUCACACUCCAUCCCCAUAGCUUCCACUUCCUGCACAUGAGUAAAACAAGUUUACUUUAAGAGCAGGUAGGGGUGAACAAAGUAUGGCUCGGGGGUCACAUAACGGGAAGCUCGGUUCAUUAUUAAGAAUGCUGUAGCAUUUAAUUUAGCUGUUUUUCUCCCCAGUUUCCUAAAUUUGACACACAAAGAAUCUUAACAAUCCUGCCAAAUGUGAUAAAAUAAAAUAAAAUGGCUAUGUAAAAUUAGGCUUCAGAAUUGUGAAAAAUCAAGCCACUGUCUCCGCGUUCAAAGGCUGCGGGUGUGUCAACUCAAUGCGUGAAACAACCCCCCGGUGAAAAAUUUAUGCUGCUUCAUGUAGCAUUUUCCUUAUACUUAGACAUACAGUGUUCAAAAUAAUAUUGUUUAAAAAGGUGAAUAAACGUCAUUCUUCAAAUAAAUUGUCUUUUAAUGAACACAAAUGCAUUGGGGACACUGCACAUUCUAUUUCAAAGCAAGAAAAUUGGAAAAAGUAAUUUGAUAUUUUACAGAAAGUAAAGAAAUAUAAUGUUAAAAAAAAAAGUGUCAUCUGUCUUUACAAACUCAAAAACAUCCUGUAUAAACUAAGAAAUGCUUGAAGAUUCAACUUUCCUGAGAAUCAUCAACUAAUAUUUAGUUGCAUAACCAUGAUUUCUGAUAACUGCUUCAUAUCUGUGGUGCAUGGAGUCGACCAACUUCUGGCACUGGUCAACUGGUAUUGCAGCCCAGGACAAUUGUACUACCUACGGUCCACAAUUCCUCUGCAUUUCUUUGUUUUGUCAUGAACAGCAUUUUUUAUGUCAGCCCACAAGUUUUCUACGGGAUUAAAGUCCGGGGAUUGUGCUGGCCACUCUGUGACUUGA
Molecule: messenger RNA, 4405 nt
Organism: Phycodurus eques (leafy seadragon)
Lineage: Eukaryota; Metazoa; Chordata; Actinopteri; Syngnathiformes; Syngnathidae
Gene: ddx24
Product: DEAD (Asp-Glu-Ala-Asp) box helicase 24
Cellular component (GO): nucleolus
Molecular function (GO): RNA helicase activity; ATP binding; nucleic acid binding
Source: RefSeq, a predicted model, not a curated record